Molecule: messenger RNA, 2072 nt
Organism: Musa acuminata subsp. malaccensis (wild Malaysian banana)
Lineage: Eukaryota; Viridiplantae; Streptophyta; Magnoliopsida; Zingiberales; Musaceae
Product: protein indeterminate-domain 7
Cellular component (GO): nucleus
Molecular function (GO): DNA-binding transcription factor activity
Source: RefSeq, a predicted model, not a curated record
CUCUCUCUCUCUCUCUCUCUCUCUGGGUCGCCUAAACUGCUUUCCUAUCUUUCUUCUUCUUCUUCUUCUUUUGGGUUUUUAUUAAUCUCGUUCAAUUUUGGUGUGGCAGCUCGUCAUCUCUCUCGUAUCAGUUAGCCUUAGGGUUGAAUCUCGAAUUAUUCGUCUCUUGGGACUUUGAAGUGGCUCUAUUUAGUCUUUUGUAGCCUUAUCUAGGCUUUGCUCCCUUCUCUCUCAUUCGAGAACAGGCCAAGAGGAGGAACACACUCGAAGAGCUGCUGGGAGAUGAUGAUUCAGCAGCACCAACUGGUGGAUGAGACCAUGUCCAAUCUCACCUCUGCCUCCGGGGAAGCAAGCGUCUCUUCCAAUCAGCAGUCUUCCUUUGCCUCCCCAAACCCAAAUCCAACAAAGAAAAAGAGGAAUCUCCCAGGAAAUCCAGACCCAGAUGCCGAGGUGAUAGCAUUGUCCCCCAAGACACUGAUGGCAACCAACAGGUUUGUGUGUGAGAUCUGCAACAAAGGGUUCCAGAGGGAUCAGAACCUGCAGCUCCACAGGAGAGGCCACAACCUGCCAUGGAAGCUGAAGCAAAGAAGCAGCAAGGAGGUGAGGAAGAAGGUUUACAUAUGCCCAGAGGUGACCUGUGUGCACCACGACCCCUCUAGGGCCCUUGGGGAUUUAACUGGGAUCAAGAAGCACUUCAGCAGGAAGCACGGGGAGAAGAAGUGGAAGUGUGACAAGUGCUCCAAGAAGUAUGCUGUCCAAUCCGACUGGAAGGCUCACUCCAAAAUCUGUGGCACAAGGGAAUACAGAUGUGACUGCGGCACCCUCUUCUCAAGGAGAGAUAGCUUUAUCACACAUAGAGCCUUUUGUGAUGCACUGGCAGAAGAAAGUGCAAGGGCUAUUGCAGCAAAUCCUUUGGCCAAUCACCACACUAUCCUCUUCCCUCAGCCUGCAGCAUCCCAUGAGCCCUCCCUUCUCCAGCAAACCAUCCUCCAGAGGCAGUUUCCUCAGCUGGUGAGAGCCACUGAGGCCAACGCCAGCAACAUCAACGGCCAUGGCAUUCAACAAGAGCUCUCCCUGAAAAGAGAACACCAGCAUCAACAUUUGAACCUGAGAUCAGAUAUGCCACCAUGGCUGGCUUGCCAGGCACCCAUCUCUCUCGCCCACUUAGACCUCCCUUCUUCCGUCUGCUCCACAAGGUUGGACCGGGAAUGCUCUCGCGAGAACCCUGCCCCACACCCUCCUCUUCCUCAAGCCUUCCAAGCCCCAGCCUCGUCCCCUCACAUGUCAGCUACUGCAUUGCUCCAGAAGGCAGCCGAGAUGGGUGCAACCAUGAGCAGACCUCCACACCUAGGCCAGAUGGCAACUCACACUGCAAACGCUGUUGCCGUGCCCAACAGUGCUUCCGGCUUUGGUCUUGGCUUGUCUUCACACCAAUACAUGAAUGGUGGUGGUGGUGGUAGCUUUGGGAAUGUUUCACCGCCACCUCCUCUUCUGCAAGACAUGGUUAUGAACUCUCUCACCUCGACUCCUGGUUUUGAUGGGUCUUUCGAUGAUGCAUUCGGAGGGAUGCUGGGAUCCGAAAGGGAACCAGGUAAUAGCAAUAUGCAGAGCUCUACAAGAAGGCAUGGAAUGGCUGAGGAAGCUGGUGGUGUCGGUGGUGGGAAUGAUGGGAAGACCAGAGACUUCUUAGGACUGAAGGCCUUUCCCCACAGGAACAUCCUUAACUUGACUGCGCUGGAUCCUUGCAUGAGCUCCACGCCCUUUGAGCACCACCAACAAAGGUAAGAAGCCAUGGCGUGCAUGGUUAGCCCACUCCAAGAAAUCCGGUAUGGUUGGCAUCUCUUUCUCUCUAAAUUUUGACAUAGGAGAAAAGAAGGUAAUCGAUGGUUCAUACUGUUCAUCCCAGUUAUCAAAUUUCUGCUUCUGAACGAAGGUUGUGUGUCGGCUACCAUAAGAUUAAGAUUGCAAUGGCACUCUUAAUUUGUCGUCGUAUGAAUGUUCUGACAUUUGCUCCAGUAAUAAUUCCUCUUUGCAAUCAGCUUAAAAUAAUGAAACUUUCUUUUCCUCGACAA